Molecule: messenger RNA, 1059 nt
Organism: Toxorhynchites rutilus septentrionalis
Lineage: Eukaryota; Metazoa; Arthropoda; Insecta; Diptera; Culicidae
Product: spectrin beta chain-like
Exons: 3
Coding region: 373-840 (155 amino acids)
Biological process (GO): actin cytoskeleton organization; neuron development
Cellular component (GO): cell junction; plasma membrane; cortical actin cytoskeleton
Molecular function (GO): actin filament binding
Source: RefSeq, a predicted model, not a curated record
GAUUUAUAUUUCAGAUCAUUACGGUUAGAAAUUUCUGGAUGGUCAAAUAAAGCGAGUGGAAAAAACAACAAAAUUUGUGGAGAAAUGCAAUCUGGAAGUGCUGCACGCUGCAAUUUAAAAUGAGAGUAAACAAUCAAAAACCGUACACACCCAAGGAGGGAAAAAUCAUCAUCAACAAAGCCUGGGAGCGUUUGGAGAAAUCUGAUCACGAACGAGAGAAGACCUUUCGACAGCAGAAGCUCGAACAACUGACUUCUCGUUACAACCGCAAGGCAAUCAUGAGAGAUACCUGGCUUUCGGAAUGUCAACGUCUGGGCAGUACCGAUAAUUUCGGAUUCAAUCUGGCUGUAGUGGAAGCAGCUGCCAAGAAGCAUGAGGCUAUCGAGACAGCCAUUUUUGCCUUUUGUGUUCAGAAUGUGUGGAAUUGUCAGAAUUGUCUCGAACGAGCUGGAAGUUGAACGUUACCGUGAUAUGAAGCGAACUGCAGCUCGCAAAGAAAAUGUGUUGCGACCUUGGAACUACUUGCUGGAGCUGCUGUGUGCUAGAAGAAUGCGAAUGGAGUUUUCCAUUCAGUCGCAGCAGAACUUCCAGAAAACGAUCUACACCUUGGACUCGAUAGAGGAAGAAAAGCAGCGGCUGUUGACUGACGACUAUGGCAAUCUGAUGGGGGUGGAAGAUUUACUGCAGAAGCAUUCGGAUCGACGAAGAAAUAUCAACACUAUAAAUACACAGCUUCAGGAUGUGCAACGGAUAAUGGUUCAGAACAUCGACGACGUUUUGCAGUGCGGAACGGUUCACUCUGAGCUGGACAUCAAAACACAGAACUUAUCGGUGCUUUAGCAAAAGCAUAAAAAAGACACUACAUACUUGAAUUGAAAGUUCCGUUACGUGAAGGGCGCCGUCGCUGGUAUUAUUAUUAUAGAUUUUGUGUAUUUCUUGGUUAUUUAAUCUCAUCGAAAUAGUCGAUAAACAACAAAAAUAUUCAUGACUGUUAUUCGAAGGGAACACAAAAUGGUAGUGAAAUAAAAUUGGAAGUGUCAUCAUUUGGCCAAAAUGUAA